AUGCAGGCAGCUUUCACUGUUAAGCGUCGUUCAAAAUCCAUACCUUCUAACGCUAAGAAAUCUAAAAUACAAACUCAAAAAAAUCUUGUUUUAUUCCGUACCACAUUUUAUCAAGUAUUAUGCAAUCAUAAUCCGGACAUAAUUGCUUCGGACAAUGACUCUGUAGAAUAUCUAGCCGAGCAAGUUUGGGAUUUAGAUAUUUUAUCGCUAAUUCUUGUAGAUAAAAAUGAAUCAACUAAAUCUGAUAAGACAAUUAAAUCUUUAUCAGAACAAGAGGUUGUUGAAAAAAUUUAUGAUAUCGUAAAGGAUGAUUUUUUAACAUUUGAAGUUUGUCAAAAUGAACAAGA
Molecule: messenger RNA, 347 nt
Organism: Racocetra persica
Lineage: Eukaryota; Fungi; Glomeromycota; Glomeromycetes; Diversisporales; Gigasporaceae
Source: the annotation of a GenBank genome assembly